Molecule: messenger RNA, 651 nt
Organism: Penicillium salamii
Lineage: Eukaryota; Fungi; Ascomycota; Eurotiomycetes; Eurotiales; Aspergillaceae
Source: the annotation of a GenBank genome assembly
AUGCAGCUGAUCACCAGACACUUGAAAGGCUUCUGGGAGAAGCUGGGGAAAAGAGAGAAGCCUUCAGUUGAUACGAACUCUUCGAUCGACCCGUACCCCACAUUCCCCCCACCCACACCCGAAGAACUCCUCGCUCGCCCGAACUUUUACCGAGAACGCCUAUUUCAACGCCAGUAUCAAACUCCUCGAGGCGAUUCCGAAGAUAAACCACUUUACGGGCUAUAUCGGCUCUACGAGCAUCUGAUUCUGAACGACAAUAUCGGCCUACGAAACGAACUCGAGUACUUCUGGUAUGCAAGGUGGCCCAUUGCCUCCAUUCCGGAUCCCCAGGACGCAUGUAAAUCCCGGUACGCCGCUCUUGCUGCCAUGCCAGCCUUGUUGCUCGAAUCAUACAAUGAACGUAUCAAUUUGGGUCUGCCGUGGAAGGCAGACUCUAUUGUCUCGCGCGAGGAAUUAGAGCAGUACCAGAAGGAAGAGAAAGUGUUUGAAUUGCUACCCGAAUGGUCCAAACAGGUUCCGCGACUGGAGGAGACCCUAGUCAUUCCGCACGACGAUAACGAGGUUCUCGAUUCGUUCGAAGAUAUCAGGGCAAGUCCUCAACUGGCAGCAAAGAAUAUUUUACAUUGGCAGCCGCAUAUUCAUUUCAUCUAG